AUGAUGAUGAAGACUUAUGGAAAGUUUUUAAAGGCCACAGGACUCGUAGUAAAUCCGCAGAAAUGUCGAAUUUACUGUGCUGGCAUGGAAGAGAUGACAAAGCAGAAUAUUACCGAAGCAUCGGGGUUUCAAGUGGUCCGUCUUCCUUUUAAGUACCUGGGGGUUUCGGUAACAGGUAAAAAACUCUCUGUUCGCCAUUAUGCACUGUUAAUAGACAAGAUCGUGGGAAAGAUAAAGCAUUGGACUGUGUGGUUAUUGACAUACGCAGGGAGGCUCCAACUCAUUAACUAUAUUAUGUUUGCGAUGACUAAUUAUUGGCUCACUUGUUUCCCUUUCCCCAAAACUGUACUACAGAAAAUAGAAUCGAUUUGUCGUAUCUUCCUCUGGACAGGUGGUUUUAAAGGGAACCGGAAAGCACUAGUAGCUUGGAAACAGAUUUAUAAUCCUCGUAGCCAUGGCGGCUUAAACAUCGUUGACAUUGAGGUUUGGAAUAAAUCAACUAUUAUGAAGCUGCUUUGGAAUUUAAGUGGAAAUGAAGAUUCUCUUUGGGUUAAAUGCGUACAAACGUACUAUCUCAAAAAUAAAGAUCUGAUGGAGAUCCAGUGUAAGAAGAAUGAUUCCUGGAUAAUGAAAGGCAUACUCAAUCUUAGAGAGGAAUUUAUAAACAUGAGCAAUUAG
Messenger RNA from Lathyrus sativus (Indian pea), 678 nucleotides. Lineage: Eukaryota; Viridiplantae; Streptophyta; Magnoliopsida; Fabales; Fabaceae. The record is from the annotation of a GenBank genome assembly.